AUGCCUCUGGCCAACGGGACGGCGAAGGAAGUUCGAGUCAGCCUCCUCGGGAAAGAGAGCAUCAUCAUCAAUUUCGGGUUGUGGCGGGACUAUGUCGCCCCUGAUCUGCUGUCGAACUUGGAGUCAUCGACGUAUGUUUUGAUUACCGACACUAACCUGGGAUCGCUCUACACCCAAUCCUUUCGAGAGGCCUUUGAAAAUGCAGCCCGUCAAACGGGGAAAUCGGCACGGUUGUUGAUCCAUCAGAUCCCACCUGGAGAGAGCUCAAAAUCUCGACAGACAAAGGACGACAUUGAAGACUGGCUGCUCAGUCAGAGUCCGCCAUGUGGUCGAGACACGGUUAUUAUUGCCCUGGGGGGUGGCGUUGUGGGCGACCUUACGGGCUUUGUUGCCGCCACUUAUAUGCGCGGAGUGAGAUUUGUCCAGGUCCCAACGACACUACUCGCAAUGGUCGACUCUUCGAUCGGUGGUAAAACUGCGAUCGACACACCUCUCGGCAAAAACCUUGUCGGUGCCAUCUGGCAGCCCCAGAGGAUAUACAUCGACCUCGACUUUCUCGGGACUCUGCCUCGACGAGAGCUGAUAAAUGGAAUGGCCGAGGUCAUCAAGACCGCUGCGAUCUCAGAUGAAGCAGAAUUCAUCGAGCUGGAGCGUCAUGCUGACCGAAUCAUGGCCGCCGUGAAUGCCGAUAUCAGCCAAGGGGCUGCUAGGUUCAAGGACGUAGAGGCAACCAUGAUCAGGAUCAUUUCUGCCUCGGCCAAGUUCAAAGCCCACGUCGUCACCAUCGACGAGAGAGAGACCGGUCUGCGAAAUUUGUUGAAUUUUGGACACUCGAUCGGCCACGCCAUGGAGGCUUUCCUGACUCCUCAAGUGCUACACGGUGAAUGCGUCGCGAUCGGCAUGAUCAAGGAGGCCGAGCUUGCUCGCUACUUGGGUGUGCUCAGUGGAGUUGCGGUCGGCCGUCUGCAAAAGUGUCUGACAACGUACGGUUUGCCAAUUCGACUGGACGAUGAAAAGGUGCGCAAGCUGUCUGGAGGUAAGGUCUGUACAGUCGACGGUAUGCUCAAGAAGAUGGGCGUCGACAAGAAGAACGAUGGUGCCAAGAAGAAGGUGGUCCUUCUCUCAGCAAUAGGUCGCACUUACGAACAAAAAGCCAGUGUUGUCUCAGACUCUGACCUGCGUGUUGUUCUUUCACCAAGUAUCGAGGUGGUCCCUGGUGUACCCAAAGACUUGAAUGUUGUCUGCACGCCACCGGGCUCGAAGAGCAUCUCCAACAGAGCACUUGUCCUUGCCGCUCUGGGUCACGGAACAUGCCGUAUCAAAAAUUUGUUGACUUCAGCAGACACAGAAGUGAUGCUGGAAGCAUUGACUCGGCUCGGGGCUGCUACAUUCUCCUGGGAAGAAGACGGAGAAGUUCUCGUGGUGAACGGGAACGGUGGUCGACUUGAGGCCACCCAACACGAGCUCUAUCUGGGCAACGCUGGGACGGCCGCCAGAUUCUUGACGUCUGUCGCAACCUUGACCCGGCAAAGCCAUGUGGCAUCUACAGUUCUCACUGGCAAUGCCCGAAUGAAGCAGAGACCCAUCGGAGACCUUGUAGAUGCACUAAGGCAAAACGGCGCCGGCAUCGAAUACAUGGAGAACGCUGGGAGUCUUCCACUGAAUAUUGCAGCCUCGGCUGGUUUCAACGGCGGCGAAAUCAAACUGGCAGCAAAGGUUUCGUCACAAUACGUCUCUUCUCUGUUAAUGUGUGCUCCUUAUGCAAAGAAUCCUGUUACACUCAGGCUCGUGGGCGGAAAGCCGGUUUCGCAGCCCUACAUUGACAUGACUAUUGCGAUGAUGGCCUCCUUCGGCGUUUCUGUGCAAAAGUCGAAGACAGAAGACCACACAUAUCAUAUCCCGCAAGGCGUUUACAAGAACCCAGACGAAUACGUGGUCGAAAGCGAUGCAAGUUCUGCGACGUAUCCACUUGCAAUUGCCGCGAUAACAGGAACAACAUGCACGAUCCCCAACAUCGGCUCGGCAUCUCUCCAAGGCGAUUCGGCAUUUGCUACCGACGUGCUGAGGCCCAUGGGGUGUGAAGUAAAACAGACGCCUUCUUCAACCACCGUGACUGGUCCCCGUGACGGCAGACUUACACCACUCACGAACAUCGACAUGGAGCCCAUGACCGAUGCUUUCUUGACUGCUUCUGUUCUGGCUGCUGUGGCUCAGGGCGGCAAGUCCAACACAACACGCAUCUAUGGCAUUGCAAACCAAAGGGUGAAAGAGUGCAACCGCAUUCAGGCGAUGGAGGAUGAGUUGGCAAAGUUUGGUGUUACAUGUCGACAAUUUGACGACGGUAUCGAAGUCGACGGGAUCGAUCGUACCAGAUUAAGACGUCCGGAAGGAGGCGUCUAUUGCUACGACGACCAUCGAGUCGCCAUGAGCUUUAGUGUUCUCGCGCUGGCGGCCCCUCAGCCCACCCUUAUUCUCGAGAAAGAAUGCACAGGCAAAACUUGGCCUGGAUGGUGGGACACUUUGGCACGACAAUUUAAUGUCAAGCUUGAAGGUGUCGAGCUACAAGAGAACAGCGAACAUGCCAGAGGGAAGAUAUUGGACAGAAGUGCAGCCUCGAUUUUCAUCAUCGGCAUGAGAGGUGCUGGCAAGACCACCUCCGGGCGCUGGGCAGCAAGAUCACUCGGCAAGAAAUUGGUUGAUUUGGACACCGAACUGGAGAAACGUGAAGGCAAGUCGAUCCCGGAGAUUAUCAAGGGACACGGCUGGGAACAUUUCCGUCAACGUGAGUUGGAGCUCCUCAAAUCCGUCAUGAAGGAGAUGCCAAACGACUACGUCUUUGCCUGCGGAGGCGGCAUCGUGGAAACUCAAGAAUCGCGCAAUCUGUUAAUUGAAUGGCGCGAGAAGAAAGGCCACGUUCUCUUGGUACAACGGGACAUUGGCGAAGUGAUGGGCUUUCUACAGGUCGACAAAACAAGACCAGCAUACGUCGAAGACAUGAUGGGCGUCUGGCUGCGCCGGAAACCCUGGUACGAGCAAUGCAGCAAUCUGUUGUAUUACAGCCAAAGCAUCCCCAACGAGCAAAUGUCCGAAGCCGCCGAAGAUUUCGAUCGCUUUUUGCAGAUGGUCACUGGCAAAGUCGACGUUCUAUCCCAGUUCAAACGAAAACCAGAGACAUUCUUUGCAGCCCUGACCUUCCCGGACUUGCGGCCUCAUUUGAAACUCCUCCCUGAAGUCUGUCUCGGGUCUGAUGCAGUAGAACUGCGCGUUGACUUGCUGAAAGAUCCCAACUCAGACAGCGCUAUUCCCUCCGCCGAAUAUGUGACUGCUCAACUCUCCUUGCUUCGCGCAGCAGUUCCACUUCCCGUUGUGUUCACCAUCCGCACGAAAUCCCAAGGUGGAAGAUUCCCCGAUGAUGCCCAUGCAGAGUAUCUACACCUGUGUACUCUCGCUAUCCGUAUGGGCAGUGAAUUCUUGGACUUGGAAGUGGCAUCGUUCCCGGAGUCUAUCCUCUCUCCGAUUUUCAACUUCAAGAACAAGUCUAGCACGCGAAUCAUUGCUUCCCAUCAUGACCCACAGGGGACGUUAUCAUGGUCGAAGCCCGGUUCUUGGAUCGCCGUUUACAACAAAUGCCUGCAGUACGGGGACAUCGUCAAACUGAUCGGGAUCGCCGAUAACCUGGACGACAACUUCGCCCUGCGGCGCUUCAAGCAGUGGUCGAAAUCCCAGCACCCGGACCUGCCUCUGAUAGCGAUAAACAUGGGCCGCACAGGACAGAUUUCGCGGAUCCUGAACGGAUUCAUGACGCCGGUCUCUCACCCAGCGCUCCCGUUCAAAGCGGCACCGGGUCAACUCUCAGCGAGCGAAAUUCGGCAAGGACUGACCCUGGUAGGCGAGAUUGUACCCAAGAAAUUCUACCUGUUCGGAUCACCGAUUGGCGCGAGUAAAUCGCCGGCAUUGCACAACACUCUGUUCAAGGAGACUGGACUGCCACACGUCUACUCAUUGUGUGAGACCACCGACUUGGCGGUGAUCAAGGAAAAGAUCCGGGCCGAAGACUUUGGAGGAGCGAGUGUGACCAUCCCCCUCAAGUUGGAUGUCAUGCCUCUUCUGGACGACGUGGAUGCAUCUGCUCGUCUCAUCGGGGCAGUGAACACCAUUGUGCCCGUCCACAACCCGGUCUCGGGCAAGAACACGCUGGUCGGAUACAACACAGACUAUCUGGGUAUGAUGGAUUGCCUGCGCGCAGCGGGCGCCUCUGCCGCGCUAGGUGAAGGUGAGCAGUCCGGCCUCGUCGUGGGUGGAGGCGGCACAGCGCGCGCGGCGAUCCACACACUGCACGCGAUGGGGUACAAGCCGAUCUACCUGAUCGGGAGGAACCAGAGCAAGAUGGUAGAGCUGGCCAAGACGUUCCCGCCGACGUAUGACCUCGUGUUACUUGACACUGGCGCUGCGGCCGGGAAAACAACAAAACCGACGACGCUGGAGCAGCAGAUGCCGACCGUGCCUGUCGUCGCGAUCGCCACCAUCCCCGCCGACAAACCCGUCGACCCGGCCCUGGCGUCAACGCUGCAAAGUAUCUUUUCGCGGUCCGCGCAACUCGCGACCUCGACCGCGCCACAGGGCCAAGGCACCUCGGCCCCGACGCGCACGCUGCUCGAGCUCGCGUACAAGCCCGCUCACACGGCCGUGAUGCAGAUGGCCGAACAGGUCGGCGGGUGGAAGACGGUGCAGGGCCUCGAGACCCUGGUCACGCAGGGCCUGUGGCAGUUUGAGUUCUGGACGGGGAUCCGGGUGAGGGGGCUGGGAGGGAGGAUUAGUCGGGUGAGUUUAUCUAAAGGAUUUCGUUAUUACUAG
Molecule: messenger RNA, 4854 nt
Organism: Fonsecaea pedrosoi CBS 271.37
Lineage: Eukaryota; Fungi; Ascomycota; Eurotiomycetes; Chaetothyriales; Herpotrichiellaceae
Product: 3-phosphoshikimate 1-carboxyvinyltransferase
Exons: 1
Coding region: 1-4854 (1617 amino acids)
Biological process (GO): aromatic amino acid biosynthetic process; chorismate biosynthetic process
Cellular component (GO): cytoplasm
Molecular function (GO): 3-phosphoshikimate 1-carboxyvinyltransferase activity; shikimate kinase activity; 3-dehydroquinate dehydratase activity
Source: RefSeq, a predicted model, not a curated record